GCACUGAUGCUUCACAGUUUGAAGUUAGAAUUUCGGCUGAGGCCUUAUGUGUGUAAUUAGCAUAUUCUGCUGAUGCUUGACUUACUCUCAAUACGAGAGAAAACUAUUUAAUGUGCAGUCUCUUUGGGUUGUGCAAAGAUAUCAAAACGGGUAAUGACAUUCAUGUUUACUUGCAAUACGACUUUCAGAGUGAGCUUUCUGAGAAGUUUCUGCUUUGAACAAAAUACAUAUUUUCAAACACAAUUAUGAUUGUGCUUGCAUUCUGUACUUACUAUUAACUGCGUGGAUGGCUAUCUAUUGACACUCGUGUUUAUUGCUUAUUUUCCCUUUUGAAAAACAAAGCUUGGUCUCAAAGGGUUUCUUUUUCUGCUUGAAUUAUGCUUGUUUUAUUUGAUUGAUGUGUACUUCUAUUUGAGCACAACACUUCACUUUGAAUACUUUACGAUUGUAAUUGAAUGAAAUUGGCAGCAGUUUGCAUUUUCCCUCCAAAAGUAUAAAGAAGCAUGCAGUCCGGUUACAGACAGCGCUUCUAGUGGUCACAGUUAGCCAGUUACAUUUGAUUGUUCUCCAUCGAGAGCAGGUGUUUACUUUCAUUCCGAUAACCCGACUGUAGUUGCUGCAAUUUAGUUGAAUUUCUACCGGAAUCAAAGGUAAUGACAAAGUCGUAAUUAUCAUGAAAUAUUUUGAGCCACAUCGAGUUGAUGUAAUAGGAUUUAAUUAGCCUUUUCCAGUGGAAAAACGGCGCGGGCUAAUUUUGGCCUUUUAGCUAGCAACUGUUUUGUGACCGCACGUCGUCGUUUGACUAAAUAACUUCACUUUCGUUAAAUGACACUUUUAUUGUACUUUUUUUCAUCUUUUCUGACCAAGCGAGCGUCUGCGAGGCCAAAGACUAUGUCCAAGUUGCUCAAUUUGAAGUUGGUGCACCCUUCAUGCAUCUGGGCCCAGCUGGACAGUCAUGUUGGCAUUGACGCAGUGGGCAAGCAUCAGUAUGACAAGCUGUUUGCAUCCAUGAACCUCUUCUAUGGUGAUUACACCAGUGACCAGUGUACAGUGACGCCCUCCUCGCUGGAGAAGGGACAGGUAUGCGUAGUGUACUGGUCCCAGAAUAAGAUGUGGUGCCGGGCCAGGCUGGAAAACAUAAUCUCAGAGUCACAACCGUGUCUUGCUUGCUGUCAGCUUCUGGACCAUGGAGAAUCCCUUAUUGUCCUCCUCAGCCGAGUCCGACACGUUGAGCAGGAUUUCCUUCAGCUGCCGUUCUGGAUGAGGAGGUUCCACUUAGCGAGAGUAAUGCCCCUGACGCUGCAAGUGUCUUUUUGUCAGGAGGCCAAACUGGUGCCAUCCAGCCGCUGGGACUGUUCAGCCACAUCCUACAUGUGUGACCUUCUCGAGACUUCAAGUCAGACUGAGGCCGUUCUACUCAAGGAAGAGUCCAACUCCACUGCCAUCGAGCUCUACGUGAGCAUCAACGGCGUCAAGAUUUGUGUGAAUGAUGAGCUGGUUUUGAAGAGGUUUGCCAUCCACAGCCAAGACUGUUCCAACAGCAGCAAGUUGGAGCAGAUUAAUGCUCUACUUUUGGAGGGGUUGAAUCCACAGCCUUUGAAAUUUCCAUCAGAUGAUGAAGAUGAGCCGGUGAUUCUCGAUGCUCCCAAGACGGGCGGCGUUCUGGUGCACUCUGCUGUCCCGAUAGAGCCGUGUUCAAGUCUGGCUGACGCGCCCAUCACCGAGUCACUUUGCAGGAUAUUGCAGAGGAAGCAGGUCUGCUUGUCUUCCACAGACCUUCUAAGUUGGCCCUCUGUGGGUAGAGGGAACAACACCAUAGUCAUCUCGCAUAGCGCUGACCAGCCUCAAGGCUACCUGGCCCCCCUUCUCAGCAACAUACUGCUAUGCACUAUCUUCACCAUCUCCUCCUCUACAGCUGGCCCGGUAGCAGUGGUGCUGUGUCCCGGCUGGGAGAAGGUCCAGCUGAUAUGCGACCUUCUAGAGGAGUGCAAGCUUACCCAGCGUCUCAAUGCAACCAGCGUACUUCUUGGUGGUGGCAAAGAUGAACCCAAAGCCUUCAAGAUGCCCAAAGACUGCCUAUUGCUAGUGACCACUCCCUUCAGUCUGGUGCGUCUGCUGUCGUGUCACUGCUUUUUGUUCCUGCGUUUGAGUCACCUUGUGCUGGAUGAGGCUGACCAGCUCUUCACGCUAGCGUCGGUCCAGAUGGAGAAGAUUUUGCAGCAUUUUAAGAAGAUCAGCUCCCGCCAGGAAAUGUCCUCAUGUCCACAACAACUGAUCGCUGUGGCAAAGCGGUGGACGAGUCACAUGGAGGCUUUGAUAGCAGAGCACAUGCCUUUUGCUAGUGUCCUCAUAGCAGCUCCUGAAGAAGCGGCGCUGUAUGGAAACGUGCAACAGCGUGUACUUAUGACCUUGGAGAGGAGCAAGAUCUCCACAUUGUUGAGCGCAUUGGAUUUCAGCCCUGACGUGGGCCAGAAGACUCUCAUUGUCUGCGACUCUACAGAAGAGGUUGAAAAUGUCUACAAGGCUGUAAGCUCUAAAUCAGCAUUCAGUCUAAAGAUUCAUGAGGACUUGAUGCACACAUUGAACUGUGUGCUCCAGCAGUGGGGCAAAGAAAUUUGCCCUGGCGCACAAGUCAUUCUGGUCACUGCCGGAGAGUGCCUGAAGUGUUUGGGGCUGACAGAUGCUACCUGUGUGGUCCACUUUGGCUUCCCAAGUUCUCCCAAAAUAUUCGGAAGCAGACUCUCUUGCAUGAGCCACAAUUUCAGGAAUCUCACCAACCUUGUAAGACCUGGCGGUUCAUCAGGUGUUUCCUUGCUGCUGGUCUCUGAGAAGAAUGCGCAGCACGUUGGUGGCCUGGUGCGCUACCUCAAACGAAGCCAUGCUCUACUCCCUGCAGAGCUGCUGUCUUUCGCAGAGGCUGCCGACGUGGCCCGAGAGGAGCAAAAGACUGAGCGGCCACUAUGUCACCACCUGAAGAGCUUUGGAAUGUGCAGGUUUGGUGCUGUGUGUCCAGAUCGCCACAGGCUCAUUCCGCAACUGGAUCAGUCCGAACUUCCUGCUUCUGGACUCAUAGAGGUGUUGCCUCUCCACAUCAAGACAGCGUCAGUUUUCUAUGGUCGUAUAAUCCAGAGGGAGAAAGAAGUCUUUGACAGAAUGGUGGCUGGCAUGACGUCUUACUAUGCCGACAGCAAGCCGUGUCCUGAGGAGGUGUUGGAAGGAGGCUUGUAUGCUGUACAGGACGACCACCAUUUCCACAGGGUGAAGGUCCUGACUGUCGCAGACAACAAAGGCCGCCUUUUUUUCAGUGUCCUCGCUCGUUUUAUUGACAUCGGAAAAGAGGCAGAAGUCAAAUCCCACCAGAUCCUGCGGCUGCCGGAAGAGUUCCACUCUUUGCCUGGCCAAGCAGUGGAAAUGAUUGUGUGCCAGGUGAAGCCUUGUGACGCAGAGGCUAACUGGCAUCCCAAGGUGACCAGAACCAUAAGCCAGAAGAUACAAGGUGUUCAGCACCGAGCCAGAGCCGUCCUCAGUCUUGGAAACACAGUCUUUCUGGAUCUUAUGGUUCUGGAGAGCAGAGUGGCUGGUAUGAAGACUGUGAUCAGUGAGUACAACGUUCCUAGCCUCAUUUUGAACACCGGCAUGGCAGAACGAAACCCAGAUCAUGUGAACCUUCUGAAGCUACUCAGCGGGACAAGUGCAACCAAUCAUGCUUGUGGGAAUCAAACAAGUGAGCCUCCGGUAAAGUCCUUGGAUAUGAGCAACAACAAAGAUGGCGUCUUUGCUGGUGACAACCAAAAAAACAAUCAGCUGAGCCAUGGAGAGGCUCACAUGACCAAGAGUGUCAGUUUGCACCCACAGGUCCGCUGGUAUCAGACGUCCACGGAACUGAGCGUCACUCUGAAGCUAAGGGACCCGCAGAGUCAGCGCUGCGAAUUCCACACUGACCGCGUGGUGUACAGUUGCAUUGUGAAUGGUCGUCGCUAUGGAGUGGAUUUUGAGCUCCACUCGGCCGUGUCGGCUGAGCGCUGCCACCGGAAGCUGAAUUGCAACGAGCCCGUCCUCACGCUCGUCAAGCAAGAGCCAGGGUACUGGCCUACGCUUCUCAGGAGCAAGAAUAUUUUUGUGAGUUAUGACAUGGAGCACCUGGAGCAAGAAGAUAUUGUGUCACGUCAAAGUCAUGUGUUUGAGAGUGACACGGGAGAAGAACACCGCUUUGUCAACCGGCACAGCAGCAGCGACAGCGACUCAUGUUGA
Syngnathus acus (greater pipefish) is the source of this 4251-nucleotide messenger RNA. RefSeq names its product tudor domain containing 12 (gene tdrd12). The transcript is spliced from 28 exons. Bases 826 to 4251 code for a protein of 1141 amino acids. Gene Ontology annotation, molecular function: nucleic acid binding; ATP binding; metal ion binding. Gene Ontology annotation, biological process: germ-line stem cell division; transposable element silencing. The record is from RefSeq and is a predicted model, not a curated record. Lineage: Eukaryota; Metazoa; Chordata; Actinopteri; Syngnathiformes; Syngnathidae.